GCAACCGCCCAUGCACGAUCACUGUGGCCUGCAGGAGGUACGUUGAGCUGAGCAAUGGGUCCCACAUCCUCGACGACAGCCUCUGCGUACCUUCCAAGCUCGCUAUGAGCUGCAGCAUCGCACAAGACCGCAAGACCACUCGGCCAAAGUAGCGCAACUCGCCAGCGUCGCGACGAACAACUUUUCGACGAACAUCUGCUCGACCUUUCAGCCAGAUGGAGGGCCCAGUAGCGUCCACGUCAGCGCUCAUCAAUGGCGAUAGCAACAAGUCAGCCCCAAAGAUGAUCCCCGUCCGACUCAGAACGACGACGAGCCAGUACAAGAUCCCCGAGUCACAAUAUCUCGUACCGGCGGAUUGGCGACGGUAUCAGCUCUCAGAACUCAUCAACAAGGUCGUCGGCACAGACGCGCCCGUGCCCUUUGACUUUAUCAUCUCUGAUGAGCUCCUCAGAACGAGCUUGGAGCUCUACCAGCAAGGCAAGGGCUUGACAGAGGAAAGCGUGCUCGAUAUCGAAUAUGUCGAAUCAACUUUGCCGCCUCAACGUCUUUCUGCUUUCCAAGUCGACGACUGGAUAUCAGACAUUGACUCGAGCAGACCAGGGUACUUCCUUGCAUCGUCCUACUCUUCACAAGUGCACGUCUACUCGUCAAGUGCCGAAAAGCUCGUUACGCUCUCCGGCAUGACUCAGAGCGCUCUGUCAACUUGCUGGCUUAGCAAUACUACCGGUAAUAGAUACGACUAUAUUGCUGCCGGCGGCAUGGAUCGCAUUGGCAGAGUCUGGCGACUCGAUCGCUCCAACAUAGCGACGACCGCGCGCGACGCGUUUUUGCUGCCUCUGCACACUGCGCCUAUCUCGUCUGUCAGAUCAGCAGGACCGAGUGCAAACGGUGAUAGAAGGCUUCUGACAGCGGGUUGGGACGGUCUCGUUGCUCUCUGGACAUUGAGAGACGGCCAGAAGGAAGACGAUGCAGAAGCAAUAGACACAGACCCCGAUAAUCUUGCUCGCAAGAAGCGUCGCAAGCAGAACGGCACGAGCAGUGCACCAAUACGCAAGGCACCGACGCAUGUGUUUCAUUCCCACAAGGGCGCUGUCACGCGAGCUAUCUUCGAUCGACAAGACAACAAUGUCGCUUACAGUGCUGGCUGGGAUCAUACCGUGAAGACAUGGGAUCUUGAGACAGGCAGCGAGGCCUCGUCAAGGAGCUCGGACAAGGUCAUAACCGAUCUGGACCAGAUGGCAAGCAAGAAUUUGCUCGUUACAGGCAGUACAGAUCGACUAGUAUGCUUCUGGGACUCGCGCGAAGCACUGUCGACGAUCUCAUUGACGCUAUCGGGUCACAAGUCACAAGUCUCAUCUGUUCGUGCUCACCCCAUCUCGCCUCUGCUUGUCGUGAGCGCCUCGUUCGACUCGACCAUGCGGAUAUGGGACGCGCGAUCACCUAAGCAAGCACUCUUUACAAUACAACGCGAGGCGAAACCUGCCUCGGCGGACAGCAAACCUGUGCCUGGAAUAGGUGACAAGAUUCUCAGCGCAGCAUGGGAUGGCCAGAUCAUUGCGAGCGGUGGAGAGGACAAGCAGAUACAGUUGCAUCGUACAAAUGUCAACACUUAGCAAUGCAAGUCUACAUGUCGCUCGCACCAUCCGAGUCCCAAUCAAGGCUCUCCAUAGCGGCUUCUGUCUCUGCGUGAAGCUUGUCUAGACCUGUCAUCCUUUCCAAAGCUUUGCCGUCUGCGCAAACGUCGAGCACCAUCUCGAAGCCACGUUUGAGAUAUUCAUUGACAAUCGUCUGGCUGCAGCCUGUGCACUUGUCAUAUGCUUGUCCGGUGAUCUUGAGCGUCUCAAACCGGCCCAGCAUGCCGCGGAGCUGAUGUGGCACCAGGCCAAGGACAGACUGUGUAUCUUGUUGUGCUUCCUGCCC
Mixia osmundae IAM 14324 is the source of this 1920-nucleotide messenger RNA. RefSeq lists its product as uncharacterized. The coding region runs from base 216 to 1613 and encodes 465 amino acids. Gene Ontology annotation, cellular component: preribosome, large subunit precursor. Gene Ontology annotation, molecular function: protein binding. Lineage: Eukaryota; Fungi; Basidiomycota; Mixiomycetes; Mixiales; Mixiaceae. Gene Ontology annotation, biological process: ribosome biogenesis. The record is from RefSeq and is a predicted model, not a curated record. The transcript has 6 exons.